This is a messenger RNA of Rhizoctonia solani, 1215 nucleotides long. RefSeq names its product TPR-2 domain-containing protein. The transcript is spliced from 8 exons. The coding region runs from base 1 to 1215 and encodes 404 amino acids. Gene Ontology annotation, molecular function: ATP binding; protein serine/threonine kinase activity. The record is from RefSeq and is a predicted model, not a curated record. Lineage: Eukaryota; Fungi; Basidiomycota; Agaricomycetes; Cantharellales; Ceratobasidiaceae. Gene Ontology annotation, biological process: protein phosphorylation. Gene Ontology annotation, cellular component: cytoplasm.
AUGACUGAUGCACGCGUUCCAGCAGGAGGGACUUUCUUGGCUCACGGAGCAGCUGCAGAUGUUUGGCUGGUCGAUGAUCCUGACUCAGAGAGCCGCAAGUGCGUUCUCAAAGUCAUUCGCCUGAGCCUCGACACCCUGAACAACUACCAAGAUCCAAAAGGACCAAGAGAAGCAUUACAGCUCUGGGAUGAAUUUAUUAAACUUUAUAAGUCCAGCGUCGAUCGAUGGAUUUAUGUCGCGCAUGUGAAUGUUGUUCGGAUUACUGGAAUUAACGAGCAAUUAGAUUUGCGCGUUGAAUAUCUUACAAGUGGGACUGCCCCUCAGGAAAAAGAUGGCAAGCCAAUCUCUCAAUGCAUCGCGGAUCCUCAUAUAGUUUUCUUCCUGCAGAUUAAGGAUGUUUUAGCUGGAUUAGACUAUCUUCAUUCCCAGACCCUCCAAUCAUACAUGGCUCCAUUCGCAUGGUUGGAUAAGUUAUUUGUCGAUGCGCAAGGUACCUGCAAGAUCGGAGAGUUCGGGCUAGCAUCUCUAGUUGAAGGGUUUGAAUCUUUUGCACCUUCUAUAUCUCAGGGUGGUCGUGUUCGGUGGCUAAGCCCGGAACUGUUGCAAACAGAACCCGACCAACGGAUGGUGCCCACCAUAGAGUCCGAUGUCUGGGCCCUAGGCUGUACAUUGUUUGAAAUAAUGAGCGGGAAGCUCCCAUAUUUCCCAUACCAGCACGACUUGAGGGUCCGACACGAGAUUACAUCCAAAACGCUUGCCGGACAUCGUGAUAACUUGCUCAGCCCCGAUUUUGUAGAAAUUUGGGGACUUGUCACUUCUUGCUGGGAAUGGGCUGCGGACCAGCGGCCAUCGGUAACGGAACUUGCACAAUCAAUUUCGAAGACAAUGAUUGGACUAGGCUCUCCAGAUUUAUCGACCAUGGAUGUUCACAAUAGCGAACAGAUCAAGGUCAUAAUCAAUAUACCUUCAAGAUCUAGUCAAACCGAUCAAGGGUCUGGACAUAAUUCCGCAGUAACCUUUGAAUCACAUUAUCGUUACACGCCCUAUGAAAAGAUUACUGGAAAGACCGCUGCCGACAUUCUCAAGGAAGUAGAUCAAACACCUCAAAGCUCGAAUACCGUCUUAGAAUGCCAUAGAGACUACCUCCCACUCUACGGGGGCCCCAAAACCCGGGAGCGCUCUGGAGUGCUCCGGUUUUGGGAGCCUCCUCGUUAG